Messenger RNA from Nerophis lumbriciformis (worm pipefish), 2657 nucleotides. It is a transcript of the gene aste1b, whose product is annotated as asteroid homolog 1b. Lineage: Eukaryota; Metazoa; Chordata; Actinopteri; Syngnathiformes; Syngnathidae. The record is from RefSeq and is a predicted model, not a curated record.
GUCUAUUUAAGUUGAGUCUGAACCACCGUUCUUGGUCGGGACUUGAUGCAUGGAUGUACUCCUCGUGGACGCUUCUCCUGCCGCACGUCUCGCUUUAAAAUCCUUCGUAAACUCACCAAGCGUCGCUGUGGAGUUAUUGAGUCUGUUUAGCUGAUUGGAGAGCUAGCUUCUGCAGCUAGUGGGUUCAUGACGAUGACUUCUGUUUUGUCUGAUGAGCCAUUUUACUACCGUGCUACACCGUUUGGAAACAAUGAAGAUCCUGCAAGGCCAUGGGCGUCCACGGUCUUACGACCUUUGUGGAGGGGAACAGACUCUUUCUUCUGGACGUGCGGUUCAGAGACAGCCGCCUGGUCAUCGACGGCAGCAGUCUGUACUUCAACCUCUAUUUGAAACACGGCUUGGACCGGCGGCACGGAGGAGACUACGACGCCUUUGCCUGCGUGCUGUGUCAGUUCCUCUCAGCCCUGGAGGCCAGUAACAUCCAGCCUUACGUGGUUCUGGAUGGAGGGAUGGACCCCAGCUACAAGAAGAUGGACACUCUGCAGCAGCGUCUGCAGUCCAAGAUAAAGGAAGCGGAGAACAUGUCCCAGGGCCGCAAUGGCUCCGUGCUCCCCAUCCUGACCAGGGAGGUCUUCAUUCAGGUCCUCCGUCAUAGGGGGGUGCCCCUGGUCCAGUGUCCUGCUGAGGCCGACUGGGAGAUCGCCUGUUUGGCUCACCAGUGGAAGUGUCCGGUUCUCAGCAACGACAGUGAUUUUUUUAUUUUUGACCUGCCAGGUGGAUACAUGCCACUCAACUUUUUCCAGUGGACCAACCUCAGCGGGAAAGCGUCCCAGCGCUACAUUCCAGCCCGGUGCUACAACACAAGCGUUCUGUGCCGGUGCUACGGCGGACUGAACGUGGAUUUACUGCCGCUCUGCGCUGUUCUGACCGGCAACGACUACGCCACCCCGAGAGACGCCGAUACCCUCCUGGCGCUCAUCGACGCCAGCGUGUUGGGGAGGAACGGCGGCAGAGGGAAAAGUAAAGCCCCCUCGUCCCGCAUCGACGUCUUGCUCCGCUGGCUGUCGUCUUUUGCCGGUUCCGCCGAGGCCUUGGCGGAGGUGAGCCGGCUCAUGGGAGCAGGCGGGCUGAGUUCCCAGCUGCAGGCGGGCAUGCAGGAGUACCAUGUCCGCCCUCAAAGCCCCCUGGCAGGCUGGUUUUCCCCACGCAAGGCAGCACCAGGAGGGCAGAAGUCGCCAUUACCCGAGCGGUUUUUGCACGCGGCGGCUCAGGGGCUUUUAGCGCCCCUUGUGGUCGACGCUGUGGUCACGCGCAGAGUGCUGCUCAACCCGCAGGUGGAGAACAGCAAACAGCCCAGCAGCCACUGUAGCGCCAGAGCGAUACGCCAAGCCAUAUAUGGGAUACUACUCCUCCGGGGGGGUUCUGUUCCAGACGGUCUGACCCAGACCGGGGGAAAGGGUCCCGGUAGAGUUCUACCCACUCCACAUGAAGGAUUUGGCAUCGAUCAAGCCCACGGCCCGCCAACACACGUGUCCAGCACUCCCGUGUUUGUGGAGGAGUUGGAUCGACUUAACCUCGGCUUGAAGAAAAACCGAGUGCAGGCUCUGCUGCUGAAGUCACAUCUACACCUGGACACACUGACCCAGGAACCUGUCAAAGUUCGUCUCAAUGCCCUUUUCGAGGUCUUGCGGGUCAACCAGUCUGCUGUGGCUAACAUCCCCCCACAUUUGAGGCUGGUGGUUGCAGUAACAAGCUUCUGGCUCCAGGAGGCUGUACCCAAGCCUUCACAACCCCAGACCCAGGCCUUGAUCCUUGGGAUGGUCUAUGGAGAGUUGGUCUCGAUAGACCAGAAUGGAGCCACCCACUACCAACAAUCCGUCCCACAGCUCAACUGGUCUGCAGAGCGCGGCGUACUAGGUUGGCUGGACCAACACCGGGUGAAGUCCUCCAGACAAGGCAUGCCCGUCGCAGCGGCUCACAGUUUCAGCCAAUGGCAGGCCUGCCUGUGGAGUGCAGCGUGUCUGAAUCAGCUCUUAUUGCUGCCAUUGCCUGAGCUGCCCCUCGCAUAUUUGUUCAGCGGCACCAUGGCACACGGUCUCCUCGGCUACCUGAAAGGGGGCGGAGCGGCCGAGAUCCUCCUGCCCGAGUCGUCCUUUUCCGGGCACCUCUACUCGACACUUUUACACGCCGUGAGAAACUGCAGCUCCAAGGCGCGCGCUCCUUCAGCGGGACCAGGGCGAGGCCGAGGCGCGGCGCCAGGAAGAAGAGGGAGAGGAGCGGCGGCACCAAGGAGAGGAAGAGGAAGGCGAGGGAAUGACCAGGUCAGGAACAGGUUUGCAGUUUUAGACAUCAACGAGUAAUGCCCAUAAAUGGUGUGACCAAACGGGACCUAAUAUGAAACUAAUUUUGUAGUUUUGAUGGCGGAGUCGCUCCAAUCAACAUUUUGCAUGAAUAAGUGAAAAGUCAAUUAACGAAUGACAAGGUGCUCCAUGUGCAAAACUUAUUCCCAACCUGCAGAAUAUCAUGGCAAAUUUACCCGGUGCCAUGUACAUUUUAAAAAUAUUAUUGAACAAUUUAUUUCCCAUUAAUUUAUUUUAGUAGAAAACAUCUUAUUCAAUUCAAGCUUGAUGAAAAAAGUACAGUGGGGCAAAAAAGUA